AUGACGGCGCUGUUGGUCCCCCGCGAAGCCUCAUUUUCCCCGGAUCCUCGCCGGUGUCCCACCGUGCAGCGAUAUUUCCUGGAACUGGAUAGCAAAUCACCCAUGCACGAUGCGUAUCGGAGGGAUUCUCCCCCUUCCACUCUAUCCGCUCCUCCUUCUCCGACUUUCAUGCCUGUCUCGCAGCCACUCGCCUACCCCUUAAAUAGUGUGCCUGAUGAACUGGUCCUCCCUGCUUACGAAUCUGAACCUAUGCACCAUGCUCUAGAAGGAGAUGAGAGUGACGCCUCGACGGAUUCACAUCCCACCCGGGCGGUCGCCCCUGCCGUCGAUGACACUUCAAUCGAGGAUGAACCGUCAAGGCAUGUGGACUACCUGUCGCAUGACUGGAAAGAGGAAGACAUUUGGUCCUCGUGGCGCUAUGUGACGAGUCGGAGGAACGACUACAGUAAUGGAGUACGGUUGGAGAAUGCCUCGUGGCGGACAUGGGCCAAAGCCAAGCACAAUCUGAGGACCGUCUCGCCAGAAAGCCUGAAUUGGCUAAAAGAUUGCGAUGUCACCUGGCUUUACGGCCCAUUGAAAAGUUCGGGCGAACGUGCAACCCCUUCUCCUCCUCCUAGUCGCCUGGACACCCCGAACUCUUACCUAGAUCGGAAACCGAUUCUCAAGAAAAAGACUGCCUCGGAGGCUAUCCUCCAGCGGUCCCUCUCCCAACAUACGUUACUUCAGCACGCCGGGGCCAUUCUCAAGGCCCAAGAAGCCGAGAAUGGCUGGGCUCGUCCUCCCUUCCCAAGAUCCAAUACGGAUUUGGACCAACUACAUCACCGGACCGGCAGCUCAACUUACUCCUUGGGCGGCACUCUCACCACCUCGUCCUCAUCUGGCAUGGCAUCUCCGAUUGAACGCCGUCAUAUCCACUUCAACAAUGAAGUCGUGCAAUGCAUUGCGGUUGAAGCCAAGGGCUUCGAUGAAUGGCCCGCGACCUUUGCAGAUGAUUCAUCUGAUGAUGGCGUGGUCAUGAUGAGGCAGAUCUCCGAUCGAUCCCCCAGCACUCGCAGCACCCCUCGCAACAGCUUCAGCGAGGGUAAAACCAUCGCUCCCCUCCCUUCUACCACACUCAAAUACCGAGGCGAUCCCCCCGAGCCUCGUCCUCCAACAAUACUGGGUCGUUGGUCCACCCCGAAUCCGACUGCGAACGCUUCCAAAUUAUCCCCCUCUCCCUCUGUAGAAACUCUGCGGCCCGAACCUUCGGCCAACUUCCUUUUGGAUGACGAUGAAGAUCCCGAUCUCGACUACACAGGCAAUUACCCGGAUCGUGAUCGGCCUUGGUUUGUCGAGGAUGAUCCUACCUCAGCCCGUCCGUUGCGGCUGACUGCCUCGGGCAUGUUCAUGCCCGAAGGAGAAAAUGAAAGCCCCAGCUCCAGCAUCUUGGAUCGCGUCGUGGACACCGUGAACACGGCACGAGACAUAGCUCAUGUGAUCUGGAACGUGGGCUGGCGACGAUAA
This is a messenger RNA of Penicillium nucicola, 1503 nucleotides long. RefSeq names its product protein phosphatase regulator REG1. The record is from RefSeq and is a predicted model, not a curated record. NCBI's taxonomy places the organism in Eukaryota, Fungi, Ascomycota, Eurotiomycetes, Eurotiales, Aspergillaceae. Bases 1 to 1503 code for a protein of 500 amino acids. The transcript has 2 exons. Gene Ontology annotation, biological process: protein catabolic process in the vacuole; cellular response to glucose starvation.